Molecule: messenger RNA, 462 nt
Organism: Durusdinium trenchii
Lineage: Eukaryota; Dinophyceae; Suessiales; Symbiodiniaceae
Source: the annotation of a GenBank genome assembly
AUGGUGAAGCUGCUGAGACGCCUAGUCAUAGUCCUAGCCCUAGCGCUUCUGGCCCUGGUGCUGCUGAAUCUGGCGAUGCAAAUGAUUCUCAUCCUGGUGCUUCUGGCCCUGGUGCUGCUGAAUCUGGCGAUGCAAAUGAUUCUCAUCCUGGUGCUUCUGGCCCUGGUGCUGCUGAAUCUGGCGACGCACCAAAUGAUUCUCAUCCUGGUGCUUCCUGCCCUGGUCCUGCAGAAUCUGGCGGUGGCCCAAGUGAUUCUUUUCCUAGUGCUUCCUGCCCUGUCGAAGGGCUUAACACUUUUGACGCGCAAGGAUGAGUCAGAGCUGGGCAACCUUGGGGAUUUGCCUAUGCCACCAAAGCUUGAUGAGUCAGGGCGCUGCGAAUGUAAGAAAGCGGAUGACUAUUUGGCGGAGUUGCUGCUGUACUACCCAGACAUCGGUGACAUGACCUUCUUUGCUUCCAAA